Neurospora tetraspora is the source of this 870-nucleotide messenger RNA. RefSeq lists its product as uncharacterized. Lineage: Eukaryota; Fungi; Ascomycota; Sordariomycetes; Sordariales; Sordariaceae. The transcript has 4 exons. Bases 1 to 870 code for a protein of 289 amino acids. The record is from RefSeq and is a predicted model, not a curated record.
AUGAAGGCCUCUGCUAUCCUCGCUCUUGCCGGCGCUCUUGCCGUCAGCGCCCAGUUCCCCGACAACUUCCCCAGCUGCGGCAAAACCUGCGGCAACAACAUGCUCGACAAGGCUGGCUCUGAGUUCCAGUGCGGCCGUGAUGAUGCUGCCUGCUUGUGCAAGGACGUCAACUUCGGCUACGGCAUUCGCGACUGCUCCAUCGCUAUCUGCUCUGAGAGCGACGCCGACACCGCCAUCAACUGGGGCAAGCAGUAUUGCGCUGAUGCCGGUGUCACUGUCAACCUUCCUCCCGCCUCUGCUGGUCCUGGCUCCGGCUCCGGUUCCGGUGCUUCUGGCUCUGCCUCCGCUGUCACCACUUCCACCGUGAUCACCACCGUCAGCUCUGCCAUCAGCACCGUCACCUCCGUGACCAUCGUUUCCUCCGGCUCUCCCUCUGGCGGCGCCGGCGCUGGCGGUUCUGCUAGCUCUGCCUCUGGCGACGCCACCGCUAUCACCACCAGCGAGUUCACCUCCACCUUCACCAGCGGCGAGUCCACCAUCACCACCACCGGUACUACCACCGUCUCUGGCGUCUCUGGCGUCGCCGGCGCUACCUCGGCCCCCCAGACCACCGUCACCAACCCCGUUGUUUCCACUGUCACCUCCGAGAGCUCCACCUUCGAGACUACUGUUGGUAGCACCACUUUCACCUCGAGCGUCACUGGCUCUGCCCUCAGCUCUGCUCUCCAGAGCCAGGCCUCCAGCUCUUCCAGCGCUGGUGCUAUCCAGUCAACAAAGAUGCUAACAAACAAUCUCCAGCCCCCUCAGCAGACCGCCGCUCCCAUCGCCGGCUUCUUCGCUGCCGCUGGUCUCGCCGCCAUGCUUCUCUAA